This is a messenger RNA of Cygnus atratus (black swan), 2954 nucleotides long. RefSeq names its product spindle and kinetochore associated complex subunit 3 (gene SKA3). NCBI's taxonomy places the organism in Eukaryota, Metazoa, Chordata, Aves, Anseriformes, Anatidae. Gene Ontology annotation, biological process: chromosome segregation; mitotic cell cycle. The coding region runs from base 69 to 1499 and encodes 476 amino acids. Gene Ontology annotation, cellular component: outer kinetochore; spindle microtubule. The record is from RefSeq and is a predicted model, not a curated record. The transcript is spliced from 9 exons.
GCGCCAAUGGCGCGUGCGGGCGGCAGUUUGAAGGCAACGGCCGGUAGCGGCUGUAACGAACGGCGGUCAUGGCUCCCCCCGGCUCCUCUCAGCGGGCGGCGGCCGUGUCCAGGGAGUUCUUCGGCAAGCUGCGCGCCCUGGCCCUCACGCUGGAGAGGGAGGCGAAGCAGCUGGAGCGGGCCCUGCGCCGGGAGGAUGAGGACUAUGAAGAAGAAUCUCCAAUAAGAGUCUUACAGGACCUGCACAGUGAAAUCAGGACUCUGAAGGAAGAUGUUAAUGCCAGUCUUGGUAAGAGUUGUUCUGAAAGGCAAGAAAUUAAUGAUUUUAUAAAGGCAAGUGAAAUAUUGAUGCAAAGAAAUGCAGCGGAUCUGGGAAAAAUAAGAGAGCUGUUCCAGAAAUAUGGCUACAAACCACGUGUCAAAGUUUCUACAGAGGAGCAGGAAGAGGAAGUUAACAGUGAUUCAAAGUUGUCUGCCCAGAAUAAAUCUGAUGAAGAAAAAGCAGAUGAUGUACCUCAUCUUCCUACUUGUACUGAGAACCCACUGGUGCCCAGAGACCCACUGCGUAACCCCCAACUUUCAGAUUUUGGUCUUUCACAAUAUGCUUUCUCUAGGCCUUGGAGUGCAGUAAAUAGACAGCAAGCAGCAAAUUCACAACAAGAAAAUUCAAAAGCCAAGACUCCACUAAAAACACAUACCCCCUGUAUUUUGCCCAAAACACCAAAAUGUAUGCUCAAAAUGGAUGACUAUGAGUGCUUAACACCAAAACUUGAACACUUUGGCAUUAGUGAACAUACCAUGUGUAUGAAUGAAGAUUAUACAAUGGCACUUAUUCGUAAAACUACUGAGACAAGCAAGAACUUACUUAAAAAAGAUGAUCAUGAAGUGAAUGUAGCAAAAACGACAUCCAAGGAAAUCAUGGUUACACCUGGGCCAAAAGCAGAAACAACAGACAAGAAUGCAGCGGACUGUAUGGCUUCUCCUAUGGUACCUGUGUUCUGUACGCCUGGUUUGAAAAUCCCUUCCAGAACAGAUAGUACAGUGUUAUCCAAGUCACAAGAGAUAAACAAACUGCUUCUUCCUAAUCAUACAGGAACACCACCACUUCCAGAUUUUGAAACAAGAUGGCUAAAGGUAAAGCUGGGGGAAAAGAGUGAGUCAGUGACAGAAAAUGAUGCAAAAAUAAAACAAACCAUAGAAGAUAGCGUUCCUCCUACUGUGAGCUCCGAUGAGUAUCUUAAACGUUUGGGAGACCCUUCUCCUCCUAAAAUAAAACAGUACGACCAUUUACUCAGUACUCCUCCACCUCCAGAAAUAACAAGGAUACCAGAUGAUGUUCUACAGAUUCUGUCAAAGUAUAAUCAUAAAGUAGAAGACUCUUCUAAAGCCAAGAAAAUGGAGACUAAGGCAGGAGGCACUACAAGAUUUGAAAGUGAUUUCACUGAUUACUGCAACAAAGAGAACAGAGCCUAUCCUGGUUUUUUCAAGCCAAACGUUUGAAAUCAAGCUGAAGACCAUAUUUCACCUUCAUGGAUCUUACCACUGAAUCACAGAAAGCUCAAAAAGCAAAAAGAAAUACCUGCAGAAAAGAUCAACAAAAGAAAAGUGUUUUGUUUUCCUGGAGAAAACUUGAUAUGGAUUAAUUCGAACUAAUGACUUUAUGCAUAAUGUUUUAUUAUAAUUAGUGACAAAAUAGAUUUUGUUUAUAUUUUUUAAUAUUGCUUCAAAGAGGACUAAGGUCUCACAUCAUGUAAUACCUCAGUUGUUCCAUGUGAUUCUUGUGUUUGCUGUGGAUAUAUGUGUAUAUACAUUUGCAGUAGGCUGUAGAGAAAUGUAAUUAAGUUGCAAUAAAGGGAAAGUCCAGUACGCUGCCCAGAAAGUAGGCAUCUCUCGAUGUUCUAGUGACACUGCAUAUCUCUUUGAGGCUGAGUUUGAAGUGUAGUACUCUGACAGUAUUUGGCAUCUUCAACAGAAUUGCUAUUUAUAUGAAGAGCAACUCCUGCUUUACUGUUUUAAAGCAUUCAGACAGAUAUUCCUUCAUCAGGCUGUCUGAUGGACAGGCGUUUCUAGCGCUUCUCUUUCAAUUAUAGCUUUCUUACAUAGACAUCAUAUUAAGUACUAGGCGUCUGUUUUCCUUUUGGCAGUCUGAUAGUUAUAGCCAUAAAAGGUGACUGUCUUGAAUACGAAUAACUUGAAAAUAUAUUGUGCAAUUGCUACUCGUUAGAGAUCUGCUCUGUCUUUAACUGCUUGAAAGAUUUGUUGGCAGGCAUGUGAAUGAUUGCUUUCCUCUCCCAUGCACCACAGCCAUGUGUGUUCUGUAAGUGGUGCUGUCAUUUCCAAUCGUGCGAACAUAUCCCUGCAUAGCUGACCAAGUUUAACUUCUCAGAGCUGUUUGGUACCUUUUGGGUAUCUGGUAGUCACAGCAGUUGAGAUGCAGUUUUUUUUGGUUUGUUUGUUUUUUCCACCAGAGAUUUUAGUCUUGUCCAGAAGAAAUCCCAACUAUGUAUUCCUGCUUGGAGCCAGUUUGCUGUUACCGGUGUCAGCUAAUCCUCUGAGUGACUUGACUACUGCAUUUACCAGCUUUAUAUAGUCUUCCUCUUGGCAGCUAAAAUACUGUUAUUUUAGUGUGCUUUCCUGAAUUUUCUGAACACAGCUGGACAUUCUUUGAAAUCCUCAGGAUGUGCACAAAUCUGGAGAUGCCUGAAAGUAUUUUCUUGGUUGCUAGAGGGACUUGUCCUGGCUAAAACCUAGUAAAUGUAGGAGAAUUUUUCAUGUUAUCCCAGCCACUUCCUGGGAUGAGCACGCAUCAAAUUAGCCGGAGAAGCUGAUUUUCUACCAAUUCUGGCCUGAGCACAGUUUUUUCUUUCCUAGCUUCUGUUUAAAAGUAUAUAUUUUAUGUCACUCUUUGAAGUUGACCAAUACUUUGAAUUCUGAAUAAAUCUUCUGUCUCAGCUG